AUGGGAAGGUUUGAGAACGUAGCUUUUAGUGCGCAAAUUCUCAACUACACAUUUAAUUGGAAUUUCUCUCACCCGUAUUCGAUAAAUGUAGUCAACAAAGGAACAGAAAGGAAUUAUGAGAAGAUCAUAACAACAUUUUCCAGCAACAGAUUCAAAGGGCAGAUACCAGAAUUCUUUGGGAAUCUUAAGGGGCUUCGAUCACUUAACCUAUCCAACAAUGAGCUCGAUGGUCCUAUCCCAUCAUCUUUGGGUAACUUAAUGGAGCUAGAAUCACUAGACCUGUCACAAAACUUUCUCUCAGGAAAAAUUCCUCAACAACUUACCUGCAACACAUUCCUAUCUGUUUUCAAUGUUUCUCAUAACAAUCUUACAGAGUUUAUACCUCAGGGUGCCCAAUUUGAUACUUUUGAGAACAUUUCUUGUGAGGGGAAUCUAGGAUUGUGUGGAAAACCCUUGUCAAAGCCAUGUGGAAGUUUAGGGCCAUCUUCACCUCCAUCUUCAUCGUUGCAAGUAGAUAAAAACUCAGAAUCCCCUGCUACAAUCGAUUGGGUUGUCAUAAUUUUGGGAUAUGGUGGUGGAUUAAUUAUUGGAUUGGUCCUUGAGCAGGAUCUAACCACAAGGAAUCACUACUGGUUUGUGAAGACUUUUGGAAGGAGGCAAUAA
Thlaspi arvense is the source of this 663-nucleotide messenger RNA. NCBI's taxonomy places the organism in Eukaryota, Viridiplantae, Streptophyta, Magnoliopsida, Brassicales, Brassicaceae. The record is from the annotation of a GenBank genome assembly.